Molecule: messenger RNA, 6861 nt
Organism: Chelonoidis abingdonii (Abingdon island giant tortoise)
Lineage: Eukaryota; Metazoa; Chordata; Testudines; Testudinidae
Source: RefSeq, a predicted model, not a curated record
UCCCCUUCUCUUGGUGUGCCGGACUCCGUACUUCAGGAGGGUAAAUCGAUCUCCUGUGGGAGGCCAGGAUGUGGGCUUUUCCCUGCACACCGCAGUGCUUAAUUGGCUCCCUCCAUUAUGGUGUUAGACACAGGGUGUCAGGCAUGGCCGGAUUGGAUGGGUUUGCUGGACUGGAUCAGGUCACUGGCACGUUACGUGCGGUUUGGGCCGGAAUUUCCUCCCUACUGGAACAGAAUCCAAGACGGAUGCUGAAUUUCCAGGCAGCGUAUUAAGGAGAAGCUGAAAUCUAGUGGAAUAAUGUUGGGAAACCCGCUCACCCUACAGACAACUUGGCUAAGGUGCCAAAUUGCUCCUGUAUUCUCCCGCCGCUCCUUUUCAUUUCUGGUUCUCUCAUUGUGGUCACUGCCUGAAAUGUUUCCACCUGAAGGCCCCGUCCGCUCAAGUCUCCCCGCUGUGACUUGCAACUUCAGAGACGCCUUCCCCGGCCUGUCUCAGCACCCGUCCGUAAGCCGAUGGCCUAGGACACAGCCGCAUCAAAGCUGAACAGAUCUUGUUACGAGACUCCACUUGUUAAUUGCAAAGAGGCCGGACCUCCCCUUACCUUGUCUCUCUCAAUUGCAAAAAGAGGCGUGAAUCCAGCUGUGCAGGAAAGGGCUGCCUUUGUGAACAGAUGCUGCCUCCCCAAAGGGGGCGUUGAACUCCCUCAGGCUGCAGGAGGAGGAGAACGAUCGUGGUUUGCCGUGAGACACGCAGGAGCCGGUGGGGCGAUCUCCAGUGAGCUAAGCCCUCGUCCACUAGCAAAGAAUUUGUGUUGGCAGAGCAACGAGCUUGGUCACCUGGGAAGAUGAGAAGACGUAUGGCCUGUUACCUGUUGGUCCUGUUGGCGACCGCGACAACGGGCUACCCCUCUCGACGAUCUGCUGUUGACUUGGACGCGACCCCAAGGACUACGAUCGCCUAUAAUGAGUUAUCCGAUGUCCGGCGCUUCAGCAGCCGCGCCCUCAACUACACCACCCUGCUGCUGGAGGACGAGAGGGGGAUCCUCUACGUGGGAGCACGAGGGGCCAUAUUCUCCUUAAAUUCCAGCAACAUUGCCGACGGCUCCCAGAGGGAGAUCCGGUGGGAGGCGUCUCUGGAGAAGCAGGACGACUGCCUCCGGAAGGGCAAGAACAACAAGACCGAGUGCUUCAACCACAUCCGGCUCAUGCAGAGGCUGAACGACACCCACCUGUACGCCUGCGGCACCUACGCCUUCCACCCGCUGUGCGCGGCCAUUGAUGCCGACAGGUUCACGCUGCCGCCCCACUUGGAGGAGGGCAAGGAGAAGUGUCCGUAUGACCCUGCCCGUGGCUACACUGGCCUCAUCGUAGAUGGCGGGUUGUACACGGCCACGCGGUACGAGUUCCGCAGCCUGCCGGACAUCAGGCGGAACCUGCACCAGCGACCCCUGAAGACGGAAGAGUCCCCCAUGCACUGGCUAAACGAUGCGGAGUUCGUGGACUCUGUGCUGGUCCGGGAGAGUGUGCGCAGCCCAGUGGGGGACGAUGACAAGAUCUACUACUUCUUCAUGGAGCGAGCGGCGGAGGAGAGCGCCUCCUUCGACAAGAGCCAGGUGGCCAGGGUGGCCAGAGUGGCACGGGUGUGCAAGAGCGACCUGGGAGGGAAGAAGAUCCUGCAGCGGAAAUGGACGUCAUUCAUGAAGGCCCGGCUGGUCUGCUACAUCCCCUACUACGAGGUGCUCAAGGCUGUGCACAGUGUGGACGGGGGCAGCUGGCCCAGCACCCUCUUCUACGCCACGUUCACCUUGUCGGCUCAGUGGAGGAGCAUGGAGGCAUCCGCCGUCUGCCAGUACAACAUCUCUGAGCUGCAGCGGGCUUUUGAGGGCCCCUACAUGCAAUACCAGGACACCACCCGCAAAUGGACCCUCUACGAUGGGGAGGUGCCAUCCCCACGGCCGGGCUCUUGCAUCACCAACCGCUCCCGCGAGGACGGCUACCGCUCCUCCCAGGACCUGCCCAACAGCGUGCUGGAGUUCAUCAAGUUGCACCCGCUGAUGUUCGAGGAGGUGAAGCCGGCGCGGGGGGAGCCCCUGCUGGUGAAGAAGAACGUGCUCUACACGGCCCUGACGGUGGACAGGGCGCCGGCCCUGGACGGCCAGCAGUACGACGUGCUCUUCAUGGGGACAGGUGAUGGCUGGCUGCACAAGGGGGUGGUGAUCGGCUCCACAGUACACAUCGUGGAGGAGCUGCAGGUCUUCGGGGACCCCCAGCCCGUGGAAAGCCUGGUGAUCUCCAAAGGCCAGAGAAGUGUAUACGUGGGGGCUGCCAGCGGAGUCCUGCAGCUCCCCCUGUCCAGCUGUGCCAGGUACAGCUCCUGCUACGAUUGCAUCCUGGCCCGGGACCCCUACUGCGCCUGGGACGGCGAGGGCUGCAGGGAGGUGGCCGGUGCUGCGGACAGGGCCAUCAGCCACCGGCCCCCUGCUGACACAGCUCAUCUUGCUCCUAACAGGACCCAGCUGACCCAGGAUGUGCAGCACGGCAGGGAGGGCUGCAGGAACGGCUCUGCCCAGGCACCCCCUGUGCAGAAGAACCGGACGGUGCUGCGGGGCGAUGACGUGCUGCUGCCGUGCGAGCAGCGCUCCAACCUGGCACGGGCCGCGUGGCUGGUGAACGGCACGACGGGACUGGCGGCUGGGCGGGGCCACUUCCGAGUGGGGGUGGACGGGCUGCUGGUGACAGACACCCUGCCGGAGCACAGCGGGGACUAUGGCUGCUACGGGGAGGAGAAUGGGCUGCGCUCCCCGCUGGCCGCCUAUGCCCUGACAGUGCUGCCAGAGCCGCCCAAGGAGCCAGCGGCACCCACGGCCCCGCCGCUCCCCAGCCCCGACCGCCAGGCCUCCCCCGACAUGAAGUUCGUCUACAUCGCGGUGAUCGCCGUGCUGGGCGGGCUGUGCCUGGUGCUGAGCGCUGUGCUGCUCCACAUCUCCUGUCUUCAGCGCCGCAAGGGCAGGUACGUGCUGGGCGACCCCCAUGCCCCCUCCGUGGAGCUGCAGACGGUCUCGGCCAACUGCCUGGGCGGGGGCCGGGAGGAGGAGGAGCUGAACCGGGAGGACGGCUGCCUGCAGAUCAUCCCGGGCGAGGCCCCCACGGCGGCAUCCCCGGCCAGGGAGACGCCUCUAGUGCCCCCCCCGCCGCCCCCGCCACUCCCAGCCGAGUUCACCAACGGCAUCGCCACCCUGCCCAACAUGCUGCGCAAGAUGAACGGCAACAGCUACAUGCUGCUGCAGCAGCAGGAGGAGCCCAGCCCCUCGCCCCUGUACAACACCUCCUUCGCCGAGGAGCUGAGCAAGAUCCUGGAGAAGCGGAAACACACGCAGCUGGUGGACAAGCUGGACGAGAGCUCCGUGUAGGGGCCCCCGGACGCCAGUCAGAUUCAAUCCCCUGCCCCCGUCCCCCCCCACCAACCAGUGUUAAACAAACCCACGGGAAACUACCUCUGGAACCGAACCGCCGGGCUGGGCCUCGGAGCGCCGGGAUCCCUCUUGCUGGGACCGCUUGGGCCCAGAGCCUGUUGUAAAGAGACAUUGAUUGAAAUGGGAAAUCUAUUUAUGUAUAAAAGAUGACAAUCCGGAAACAGGAGCCAGAAAUACGGCUGUGUCGGGGAGGGGCGGGAGGAGACACCUGCCCGGACGCUGGCCUCGGACCACUCCGCCGAGGUCUCUCCCCAGCCCUGGGAGCGGCAGCUGGGCCGCGGAGAGGUGGGAGCUGGCCCCUGUGUGCUGAGAAGAGACACGGCCCCCGGGACCCACCAGACCGAGAGACAGAGCUGGGGAACCCGGUGUGGGAGAGGAGCGGGCAGUGGCUCAGCGCGGGAUGGCGUCUCAGCUCCAGCGCUGGGCAUGCGGCCCCAGCAGGAGCCCGUUGGUCUGUGCAGAAGGAAGAGUCGCAGUGGUCCUGAAGGGGCUGGCUCUGAUGCAGGGCCCUGAGCUGCAGUGCCUGAGGGAUGGCGGCUUUCAACACAGCCUGACCUGGUGGGGAGAGCUGUGCCUGGCCCCUCCAUCUGCUGGAGAACCUAGCAAUGCCAGGCUGCAGCCAGGUCGCAGGGCAGGGCGUGGGGAGGCGGUCACGGCGGAGUGAGUGCGUAUGGGGGUCAUUGCAGCGUCGGGGUGGAGUGGUGCGUGUGGGGGUCACUGCAGCGUGGGGGUGGAGUGGUGCGUGUGGGGGUCAUUGCAGCGUCAGGGUGGAGUAGUGCAUGUGGGGGUCACUGCAGCAUGGGGGUGGAGUGGUGCGUGUGGGGGUCACUACAGCGUGGCGGGGGUGUGUGCGAGGGUUCACACCCAGCCACAGCUGCAUGGGAUCUCCUCAUUACCCAGCUUCUGCCCAGAUGCCCUGAGCUGCAUCUGACCCCGGGCGAUCUUGAUGUGUCCUGCCCCACCCCGGCUGUCACUCCCCAGCGCUGGCGCCCAACCUGCGAGACCAACCACUGCCGGUGGCAGCUGUUGACAUGGGCAGACCCCGGCUCUCUGCUUGUGGCCUGGCUUCUGCCUUGGUCUGCCCCACGAGCACAUACCCUGCUGUACUGGAACAAGCUGAGUUCAUGAUGGGGGAGCCACCUGGUCCAGGGUACAGUUUAAAGCCGUCCCUGCCCCCAGCCUAUGCUGGCCCAACCUGGAGCCCCGAGCUUGGCCCGCUCUGGCCUGGGGCUGCCCGGCUCUUCACCAUGGGGUGCCCUGUGCCCUGCUGCACUGUAGCUUGCCUGCCUUGUGGCUGAAGAGAAAGUGUUGUCACGAAUGCACCCACCCCAGCCUCUCGGUUUUCACCCCUUACCUGUGGCAGGGCCCUCGCUUUGCCAGGCCCCACCAGCCAUUGGGGACCAAGAUCCCAGGAGCCAGGCUCAGCAACAGAGGACGGGGUGCGUGAGGGGGCAGAGUAAUGUGGCACUCAAGCAAACACCUAUCUCCAGCCUCACAUCCAGGGGAGGGCCCCAUCCUGUGCACUAUCCCAGUUCAGUGCUCAGGUUACAUUGGUGCAGCUGGGCACUGGUGCUGGUCCCAGAUUCCAGCUCCGCUUGGCUUCUGUUGUCUGUCUCCUGGGUCUUUCCUGCCCCAGUGCCACCUUCCUCCCCAUGCGGCCGCAACGCCCCCUGCCUGUGUAAGGCCAGAAUGGAGCUGGGCAGGGGAGGGCAUUGUGCCAGGCCCUGCUGUGCGUGUGUGUGCACUCAGCUCUGUGGGCUAGACUAGCAGACACAUGCCGUGCGACCGUGCCCACUCACUAACAUGCCUGAGUGCAGCUCCAGGGGGUUUCCCUUCAGCUCCAGCAGCAGGGGCUGUGUUUUGGGGGCACGAGCUCUGGCGUUCUGGCCCCCGCCGUGCACACAUCCUGGGUUUAGUCCAACCACUGACCCCAGGAGCGUGCGGAUGUGAGACACACGCCAGAGACCAGCCCUCUGCUCAGCUUGUUCUUACGGCGCCUGGGACUGCAGUCGGCUGUCCCGAGAGAGAGCAGCUCCCAGCUGAGCUUCACAGCCUCCCCGCUCGACCGCGGCUUCACCCCCGCAGAGCUGCUGUCCGGUGCAAAAUGACUGAUUCAUUAACAAGAGACUCAGCGCCCAGGCCUCCAGCGUGGCUUGGGAAUGGCCAGCAACAACCGAUGCUUCAAACACAGGGACAGUCGGCUCCAGAACGGCCACAGGCAGAUGUCCCCAAGCAUCCUGGCGAGAGCGAGAGAGAGAGAGCGUGGCUAAGGCAACGCACACACACACCUGGCUCCAGUGGUACCUGGCCAGCUCUCUAGGCAGUGCGAGUUACUGCAUCGUCUCUCAAACAUCACUACCACUGAGAGAGAGACCAGGCCUGUCACGCCGUCCCCACUGCCCAGCCAGCGUGGUCUGCCUGUGCAGCUGGAAGAGUCCCAAGCCCUGGGGCUGGCGCUGAGUCCCUCGGGGCAGCGUUCUCGCAGCCUGGCAGAGCCCCAGCCUGCUCUCCUUGGGAGGCUUCGUAGGCUCUCACGCCAUGGGAGUUCGGCACCAGCUCUCCCUGGCUAAUUGACUUUGGACUUCGCUCUGUUACCAGGCUGCCCUGGUAUUUGGAGCGGAGUGCAGGGAGAGCCACCCAUGAAGCUGCCUCAAAACUCUGCUUUGGCUGGGAGCAGGGGUGUUUGCCCAGCAGACCUGCCUGCAUAGCCCCCACUGCUCUCGUUACAAGGUGAUGGGCGGGGUGGGGUUGGGGAAAAUGCUUGUUCUCCCUCCCUGCUGUUGGGAGGUGCGGGGGGGGGGCUCUGGCAUUGGGACAGCGUGGCAGAAAUGCAGAGCGAGCCGGCUGAUGAUUGCACAGCAGUGGCCCCAGGCGCUGCUGUAGCUGUCCGGGGCCGUUGCUGCGGGGUUGGUAAGGCUACUGCUGUGCCCUGCACCCCAGCAUGGCGGGGCCUCGCCCAUUCCCCAGCCGUGCCAGGGAAAGCCCCCGGUCGGCAUGGCUCCGGGAGCGAAGUGCAGACCCAGGGCGGUGUGUGCGUGCCAAGGGGGGUCUGUGGAGACUUGUGUCCUCUAGCCCUGCUCCGGCACAGAUCAUCGGCCAGCCUCAGUGCCUGGUUCCUGGCAUGGGAAGGGGCGGGAGGAAUCGGCUUCGCUGGGGCUGAGUCCUUGGCUGAUCCCCCGGAAAGGGGCAGGGCUAGAGCCCUGCAAAAUGGAAGCACCUCAGCUCCAAGACAGCUUGAGCUAAACCCUAUGUAGCGACCCGGCUGCCCAGCAGCCUGGCUUGUCCUCAGUGACAUUCCACCAUGGACAGUCAUAGCGGCAGCGUACAGCACCGUGCACCUGGUUGCCUCUGCCCCUUGUUGCUCAAUAAACCUGGAUGUGUCUGAAUGA